Cyprinus carpio (common carp) is the source of this 853-nucleotide messenger RNA. RefSeq names its product V-type proton ATPase subunit e 2-like. Gene Ontology annotation, cellular component: proton-transporting V-type ATPase, V0 domain. Lineage: Eukaryota; Metazoa; Chordata; Actinopteri; Cypriniformes; Cyprinidae. The record is from RefSeq and is a predicted model, not a curated record. Gene Ontology annotation, molecular function: proton-transporting ATPase activity, rotational mechanism. Gene Ontology annotation, biological process: proton transmembrane transport.
CAGGAGCAGGUGGGCGUGAGCGAAGGAUUAGCGUCAGCUCGGGCUCUAUUGAAUCGGACGCUGAUAUCUUUUUAUUAUAAUUACAGAAUAACGCACUACUGUCGCAAUGGUGUCGCACUCGCUGGCUUUACCGAUGAUCUGCUUCACCACGCUGUGGGGUCUGGUCGGGGUUGUGGCCCCGUUUUUUGUACCGAAAGGACCAAACAGAGGAGUCAUCAUAACCAGUUUGGUGCUGACCGCAGUUUGCUGCUAUCUAUUCUGGUUAAUAGCAAUACUGGCCCAAACAAACCCUCUGUUUGGACCUCAGCUUAAAAACGAGACCAUAUGGUAUCUGCGCUACUUCUGGGAGUAGAUGGAGGUGUCAUCAGGAAGAUUAAGAUCACUAUCAUAAUCAAUAAAACCCACAAAACAGUUAAGGAUCGCCUCCAAGGGAACAAUAUUUGUGUUAUGAAACCAGUUUAAUGACUUCUUCAAUUACAAAAAGAAUGUGUUACUUUAUGUAACAUAAUAACUAGAACAUUUGGAAAUGUACAAAAGAAGUGUAAUAGUGAUAUUCUUGUGAUGUUUAAAGAAUUAUAAGGAAAUCAGUUUGUGUGCUUCGGAUGUCUGAGAGCUGAGUACUGUAUAUGAGUAAAUGCUUUUGUUUGUUUUGUUUUGCAUUAAGGCACAAGUUAGUCUAUUUUUAUUACGUUGUCCUCACUUGCAUGUGACACUGUAUCCAUGUUUACUUGAUAAAAUUAUUCUUUUUUAUUUAUAAAUGUGAUAGAUGUGCUCUCUGUGUUUUAUGUCAUCGUGUGUAGAUUUUUGAAGCUGUUCUACAUGAAAACGAAGGAAAUAAAGUGAGUUUUGAUGU